AGAAGCUCUGGGGCUCGGCGGCGGCCCCCGUGGGGUGGCGGGGGGCGGGCGUGGUCGGGUCAGGUGAGUGCCCGGCGGGGCCGCCGGGAGCCAUGGCCUGCUCCGUGGUCCAGUUCUGCUCCUUCCAGGACCUGCCGGCCGCCCGCGACUUCCUGUUCCCUCAGCUGCGGGGGGAGACCCCCCUCGGCGCCCUGCGGAGGGACCCCAGUAAAUCAGCGAACUGGGAAGAUGAUGGGUGGGGAGCAUGGGAGGAAGCGGAGCCGGCUCUUCAAGAACCGGAAGAAGAAGGAAACACUUGCAAAACACAAAAAACUUCCUGGCUUCAAGAUUGCGUUUUAUCCUUGUCGCCAACCAAUGAUCUUAUGGUGAUAGCCCGGGAGCAGAAAGCUGUAUUUCUAGUGCCAAAAUGGAAAUAUAGUGAUAAAGGAAAGGAAGAAAUGCAAUUUGCUGUUGGUUGGAGUGGCUCUUUAAAUGUCGAAGAAGGGGAGCAUGUCACCAGUGCCCUGUGCAUCCCACUGGCAAGCCAGAAAAGGAGUUCCACGGGCCGCCCUGACUGGACCUGCAUCGUGCUGGGCUUCACGUCGGGUUCCGUGCGCUUCUACACGGAGAACGGUGUGCUGUUGCUCGCACAGCUUCUGAAUGAGGACCCUGUGCUGCAGCUUAAAUGCAGGACCUACGAGAUCCCACGGCAUCCGGGCGUGACUGAGCAGAAUGAAGAGCUGAGUAUCUUAUAUCCUGCUGCCAUUGUGACUAUUGAUGGAUUUAGCCUUUUUCAAUCUCUUCGUGCUUGUCGAAAUCAGGUAGCAAAAGCUGCAGCUUCAGGCAAUGAGAACAUACAGCCACCACCAUUAGCUUAUAAGAAAUGGGGUCUGCAAGAUGUUGACACUAUCGUUGAUCAUGCUAGUAUUGGUAUUAUGACGCUGUCCCCUUUCGAUCAAAUGAAGACUGCCUCCAAUAUCGGUGGAUUUAACGCAGCCAUUAAGAACAGCCCACCUGCCAUGUCUCAGUACAUCACUGUAGGGUCCAAUCCGUUCACUGGCUUCUUCUAUGCUCUAGAGGGAAGCACACAGCCGUUGCUCUCUCACGUUGCCCUCGCCGUUGCCAGCAAACUCACUUCUGCUCUGUUUAAUGCCGCCAGUGGUUGGCUUGGCUGGAAGAGUAGGCACGAGGAAGAAGCUGUCCAAAAGCAAAAGCCGAAGAUGGAGCCAGCCACCCCAUUAGCUGUAAGAUUUGGGCUUCCAGAUUCUAGACGCCAUGGUGAGAGCAUUUGUCUAUCUCCCUGUAACUCUCUGGCAGCAGUAACGGAUGAUUUUGGCAGAGUUAUUCUAUUGGAUGUAACCAGAGGAAUCGCAAUACGCAUGUGGAAAGGGUAUCGGGACGCCCAGAUUGGUUGGGUCCAGGUGGUAGAGGACCUCCACGAAAGAGUCCCAGAAAAGGGGGACCCCUCCCCCUUUGGGAGUCCCCAGGGCCCCAGUCGAGUGGCUCAGUUCCUCGUGAUCUACGCGCCGAGGAGGGGGAUUUUGGAGGUGUGGAGCACACAGCAGGGACCCAGAGUGGGCGCGUUCAACGUGGGCAAGCACUGCAGGCUCCUGUAUCCUGGCUAUAAAAUAAUGGGCUUAAAUAACGUCACCAGUCAGAGUUGGCAGCCACAGACCUACCAGAUCUGCCUAGUGGAUCCCGUGUCUGCAGGUGUGAAAACGGUGACUGUUCCUUUCCACCUGGCGCUGAGUGACAAGAAGAGCGAACGGGCCAAGGACAUGCACUUAAUGAAGAAAUUAGCAGCCUUGCUGAAAGCAAAAUCUCCCAGUCUUGAUUCGGUUGAAACAGAAAUAAAGGAAUUAAUUCUCGAUAUUAAGUACCCUGCAACCAAAAAGCAGGCUCUGGAAAGCAUUUUGGCAAAUGAACGUCUACCAUUUUCCUGCCUUAGAAACGUCACCCAAACUCUCAUGGACACUUUGAAAAAUCAAGAGGUGGAGUCUGUUGACGAAGGGCUGCUCCAGUUCUGUGCCGGCAAGCUGAAGCUGCUCCAUCUUUACGAGUCCGUCAGUCAGUUAAAUGCCCUUGGUUCUCCUGCAGACACGUCGGUCUCUGAGAACGACUUGGCUGUAUUGCUAAGGCUGGAUGAAAAGGAACUCGUGAAGCUCCAGGCAUUGCUAGAGAAGUAUAAACAAGAGAACAGCAGGGCUGCUGUCCGCUUUUCUGAUGAUCAGGAUGGUGUGUUGCCUGUGAAAACAUUCCUGGAAUAUCUAGAGUAUGAGAAGGACGUGAUCAACAUAAAGAAGAUGGAUGAAGAGGAGCACGUGGCUCUAGGCAGCUUCUUCUUUUGGAAGUGUCUGCACGGAGAGAGCUCCACGGAGGACAUGUGCCGCACGCUGGAGUCGGCGGGACUCAGCCCGCAGCUGCUGCUGUCUCUGCUCCUGAGCGUGUGGCUUUCUAAGGAGAAGGACAUCCUGGAGAGGCCGCAGUCUGUCCGCUGUCUGCACACGACACUGUCCCUCCUGAGCCGGAUGAAAGUGGCCCUCGACGACACGUGGGACUCCCAGUCGGUGUCCCCGUGGUGGCAGCAGAUGCGCACGGCCUGCAUUCAGUCUGAGAACAACGGGGCUGCCCUGCUCUCCGCGCACGUGGGGCACUCGGUGGCCGCGCAGAUUUCGGACAGCGCGACCGAGAAGAAGUUUUCCCAAACAGUUGUGGGUGCGGACGCGGAGGCCCUCACGGACUCCUGGGAGGCCCUGUCUCUGGACACCGAGUACUGGAAGCUGCUGCUGAAACAGCUGCAGGACUGCCUCAUCCUGCAGACCCUGCUGCACAGCAGAGCGGACACGCGCCCCGCCAGGGCGCCCUCGCUGCCGGCCGAGCCGCUCCCCCGGCUCUCCGUCAGGAAGCUCCUGGAAGGAGGGAGAGGUGGCAUCGCAGACAGUGUGGCCAAGUGGGUAUUUAAACAGGACUUGAGCCCCGAACUAUUAAAACUGGCUAACGAAGAAAGAGAUGCAGAAAACCCAGACGAACCCAAGGAAGGUAUCAGCCGAGGUUCAUCUGAGGUGUCAGAGGUGGACGUGGACUUGGGAGCCAUACCAGACCUGCUGCGUGCGGCCCGUGAGCAGUUCCCGUGCAGCCUGGAGCUGGACGUGCUGCACGCACACUGCUGCUGGGAGUACGUGGUGCAGUGGAACAAGGACCCGGAGGAAGCACGUUUUUUUGUGAGGUCAAUAGAACACUUGAAGCACAUCCUUAACGCACAUGUUCAGAACGGCAUCGCCCUGAUGAUGUGGAACACGUUCUUGGUGAAAAGGUUUUCUGCUGCCACCUACUUGCUGGAUAAGGUUGGAAAGUCACCCAAGGAGAGGCUAUCCAAGGAGAGGCUAUGCCGGAGGGACGUGGGGAUGAGCGACACGGCGAUGACCUCUUUCCUGGGCUCCUGCUUGGAUCUCCUGCAGACGUUAUUGGAGGCGGAUGUUGGCAGGGAUGAGAUGCAGCCGCCGGACCUGGAGACGGAGGACGCGUGGCUCGCGGUCGAAGGGCCCAUCUCCAUCGUGGAACUGGCCCUGGAGCAGAAGCCCAUCCACUACCCGCUGGUGGAGCACCAUUCCGUCCUGUGCUCCAUCCUGUACGCGGUCAUGCGGUUUUCUCUGAGGGCCGUGAAGCCACUGUCGCUUUUCGACAGUAAGGGGAAAAAUGCAUUUUUCAAAGACCUAACUUCAAUUCAGUUACUACCCAGUGGAGAAAUGGAUCCAAAUUUCAUUUCUAUACGACAACAGUUCUUGCUGAAGGUUGUCAGUGCCGCUGUCCAGGCUCAGCACGCGGGCGCCAGGGAGAAGGAGGGCUCAGACCCAGCCCCAGCCGCUCCUCCUGGACAAGACCUGGUGUGGCCAGUGCUGGCCGUGGACUUGGCCCAUCACCUUCAGGUUAACGAAGACGUGGUGAGGAGGCAUUACGUGGGGGAGCUCUACAACUACGGAGUGGACCACCUCGGGGAAGAGGCCAUCCUGCAGGUUCAAGACAAAGAGGUCCUUGCCUCUCAGCUGCUGGUGCUGACGGGGCAGAGGCUGGCGCACGCGCUCCUGCACACCCAGGCGAGGGAAGGCAGGGAGCUGCUGGCCCGACUGUCACCCACUCUCUGCACCUGGCUGAAAGCAAUGGACCCCCAGGAUCUUCAAAACACAGAAGUGCCAAUUGCAACGACAGCUAAACUCGUGAAUAAAGUCAUUGAGCUUUUACCGGAGAACCACGGGCAGUACAGUCUAGCCUUACACCUCAUCGAAGCUGUGGAAGCCAUAGCCAUUCCUUCUCUAUGACCCGUCCACGUGUGUGACUAGCACGUGAAGUAGUGCAUGGUUGUUUUAUAUAGUCAGAGCUGGGAUUUGAUGGAGGGAGUCUGUCUUUUUUUUUUUUCCUUUUGUAAAAUGAAUUUAAAAAUAUGUAUAUUACUUUUAAAAAGUACAGUCCUGGCUCAGUUCCACUCCUUUGGUUAAUACCGAAGGUAAAAUAUAAACAAGUAUCAAUUAUGGCAAAAUAUGAACAAAUAUCAAUGAUACUAUUAACUACUCAUACAGAUGUUUUCCUGUUUAUAUCUAAUUCAAGCACUUAAGUAGCUUUAUUGUUAAAUUUUGCUAUUUAAAAUCGGUUAUAGUUUACAGAUUAUGUUCUUAUUAUAGGAUUCUAUAUUUCAUAUGCAAAUGUUAUUGUUCUAAGUAAAUUCCAAUGGUCAUGUAAAUACAGUCCCAUCAGUAAAAUUAGAGAAACGUCCCACUCACUCUCCUUUCACAACUGUUAGAAGAUGCUUUUGUUACGCGCUUAAUCUCUCACGGGACUGCCACCCGGAGUCCUGGAAGCUGACAGGUUCCUUUCCCAGAGGACAGCGCCCUUGCAAAGGAGUAACACAGUCAAGGUCAUCGUAUCCAUCAGAAGGGACAUUAGCUAGAACCCCUGUUCUGGUACCAAAGGACCUGCCUGUACUUGCCAAAACUGAGAAUCUGAGAUGUGAGCCACACACCAAAAUUAAUGAUAACGUAAGGUAAGGCUUGCUUUUUGCCAAGAUUCAAAAGCGUAUCCACAUCAGGUCAUUGUAAAAAUGUAUUAUCUUGUAAAACUUAUGUUUAAAAAAGGGGCAAAGAUGCUAAAAA
Molecule: messenger RNA, 5123 nt
Organism: Myotis lucifugus (little brown bat)
Lineage: Eukaryota; Metazoa; Chordata; Mammalia; Chiroptera; Vespertilionidae
Gene: RAB3GAP2
Product: RAB3 GTPase activating non-catalytic protein subunit 2
Exons: 35
Coding region: 93-4295 (1400 amino acids)
Biological process (GO): regulation of GTPase activity
Source: RefSeq, a predicted model, not a curated record